This is a messenger RNA of Scylla paramamosain (green mud crab), 1416 nucleotides long. RefSeq lists its product as uncharacterized. The transcript has 7 exons. Gene Ontology annotation, cellular component: membrane. The coding region runs from base 3 to 1367 and encodes 454 amino acids. The record is from RefSeq and is a predicted model, not a curated record. Gene Ontology annotation, molecular function: ligand-gated monoatomic ion channel activity. NCBI's taxonomy places the organism in Eukaryota, Metazoa, Arthropoda, Malacostraca, Decapoda, Portunidae.
GUAUGUACACGUACUUGCCGUACAGCAAAGGUGGCUCCCAGAUGGUGAAGAUCGCCUUCUGGACACCAGCUCACGGCUUCAAACACCUCUCUUCUGUCUCCUUUUUCCAGGACAAAUUCCAAAACUUCUACGGUGCCAAGGUGAACGUGACAUCCGGACCUUACAUGCCUUACUGGGACGAGGAAGAGGUGCUGGCCGCUGAUGGAUCCAAGACAAUCGUGUACCGUGGCUCUGACUACCGCAUGGUGGAUGCUAUUGCCUCGGCUCUUAAUUUUACUGUCCGCGUCCUUCCGACGUCAUCGUGGACUGAGGUAACACGACUGGUCGAGGAGCAGACCUCACUGAUAUCUCCAAUUCUUCAUGGUUUCCUGCCUGAGCGCGUGGAAAAAUUUGACUUCACGUACAUAUAUGAAAACGCAUAUUUGUCAUUUGGGAUGGCUAAACCCGACCUGGAACCUCGAUGGAAAAGCAUUUACUAUCCUCUGUCUAAUGGAGUGUGGACAGCAAUGAUUGGGCAUGUUCUCUUCUUGCCAUUCUUCUUGUGGCAGCUCAUUCGUGCAGGACAUGAUGGGCACCCACACGUAGGUGUAGGGUCGGUAUUCCAGGACAUGGUGGGGAUGCUGCUCGGCCAGAACCUUCCUCGUCGCCUUUCAAACACCUCCUCUAGCAGAGUUCUGGUGGCAGCCUGGCUGGUGUUCGCCCUCAUCCUCGGGCUGGCCUACCGCGGCAACCUGACUGCCUCUCUCACACUUCCCAAGUAUCCACCUCGCCCAGAGACACUCAAGGAAAUCGUCGACAAUGUUGACAUGAUAACAAUACCUAGUUACGGUACAACCUUCCGCAAAUUCUACAGUGAUUCAGAAUCUCCGUUGUUUCAAGCUCUAGGCAGCCUCAUGAAUCCUGGGCUUUCACUCACGGAGGGGCUCAAGAGGGCGAUGGUGAAAAAAAGCAGUCAUAUAGAUGCAAAAAAGAAUAUCCAGUAUGAAAUUUUGAACAAGUUUACGGAGGAAGACGGAAGCACUCCUCUAUACGUCACUCGUGGGUCCAUAUCUCCCACCCCUAGUGGCUGGCCAAUCCCACACGACGCGCCGUACAAGGCUCAGUUGGACAAAUUGAUGGUGGCCAUCUUGGAGGCUGGCCUCUAUGAUAAGUGGACAGCAGACUUGAUGAGGGAGACGAAGCUCAAGAGUCAGAGGAGACAACGUCACGCUGCAGGACGCGAAGGCCAGGAGGAACCAAAGGCAUCAAAUGAGGAUGGUCUACCAACCCUUACCAUUAAGCACACGCAAGGCGCCUUCAUCCUCCUCCUGCUGGGUCUCGUCUUUAACACACUCGUCUUUUCCAGUGAGCUGCUAUGUAAGAUUUAACUAUGUUAAUAAAAACUGUGGCCAUAAAACAAUAAAAUCAAGAAGGACA